Messenger RNA from Penaeus chinensis, 1239 nucleotides. RefSeq names its product protein Star-like. The transcript is spliced from 7 exons. Bases 116 to 1042 code for a protein of 308 amino acids. The record is from RefSeq and is a predicted model, not a curated record. NCBI's taxonomy places the organism in Eukaryota, Metazoa, Arthropoda, Malacostraca, Decapoda, Penaeidae.
AGCAUCGCCUGGGGAUAGAGAGACCGCCACGCCAACAGCAUCUUUAGGAGGAAAAAUGAAAGGUGAAUGAAUCUACAUUUGUCUGGUGGCUCCUUGACUGCGAAGACCAAGAAAUAUGGCGGUGGAUAAAACUCGUGUUAACAGGUGGGUGAGCCUGUGCUUGCUGAUGGUACUUGGCAUCUUCGGCCUCGUGCUUCUCCUACAGCUGGCAGCCAAGGUGUUCGGGCCGUCAAAAUCUUCGUGUACAAAACAAGUCUGCUUGUCCAAGUUCCUCCAAGGGCCUCCUGCCUUCAACGACGAAGCACUGGCCUCCCACCUCAGGAGUAACUACUUCACUCCUUCAGCUGCCGUGGACUACAACUUGUCUGGUAUUGUGGGUUAUAAGAAGUACCAUAAUGACGUGCUCGACUUCGUGAAGGAAUGGUUCAAAGACAAGCGAAACGGCGUAUUCGUAGACCUCGGCGCCGGUGAUGGGGAGUACCGCUCCUUCACUCUCCCCCUCGAGAAGGACCUCGGCUGGACCGGACUCCUGGUGGAACCGAAUCCUGAGCAGUACAAGAAGCUGUUGAAGAAAGGAAGGAAGGCCGUUAGUACGAGAGCGUGCGUGUCGCCCUUUGCGUAUCCGUCUAAGAUGCCAAUGUCGUAUCCGAAAGGCAAUCCGCAGGACGAGGAGGCGGCGAUUCAGCAGCUGGGGAGGACGAAGCUGCAUCAGCUGUGGCAGGAGGAAGACCUCGAGCUGGAGAAGUUCGAAGUGCAGUGCAUCCCCCUCGAGAAUCUCGUCUACGCGGCGGGCAUCACCUCCGCGAUCGACCUCCUGGUGCUUGACAUGGCUGGCACUGACCUCGACCUCCUGCUCAACACGAAGCUCGAGAUGGUGCCUGAUAUGGAGAUGAUUAUUAUCAACGCCAACGGAGCCGACAUAGGGUCAGACGUCGGGGGCUACUUCCUCGAGCGGAAUAUGGUCAUCAAGAAAAUUCGCGGUACCAGCCAGACCGAAGUCACGUACAUUCUGGCCAAAUUCGACGCGCGAAGAGAUCUCUAGAAAAUUGUUUGUGGGCGUGGUCGGGGCUCCGUUUGUAGGCGUGGUCGUGGUUUCGUUUGAAGGCGUGGGUGUGGCUUCGUUGUAAGUGAGGCAUUAUUGUUAUUAUUACUAUUAUUAUUAUCAUUGCUAUUAGCAUUAUUAUCAUUAUUAUAUCAUUAUUAUAUUAUUAUUAUUAUUAUUAUUAUUAUUAUUAUUAU